AUGCCUCCGAGGGGGCGUAAACGGCAAACCCCGUGCAGCAGCAGCAGCAGCAGCAGCAGCAAUGGCAGCAGCAGCAAUGACGCCAGCAGCAGCAGCGACAAAAAGAGCAACAGAAGCAGCAGUGUCCAACCUAUUAGGGUAGAAGUAAAAAGAGAAAAAACGCAUGUGAAGGAAGAGCAGCAGCAGCAGCAGCAGCAGCCGCAGCCGCAGUUGCUGCAGCAGCAGCUGCUGCUGCAGCAGCAACAGCAGGAGCGAGACCUGAGAGCGAAACGGCGAAGCAGUUCAGGUCCACUGCAGCAGCAGCAAAGCAAAGCAACAGUAGCAGCAGCAGCAGCAAAGGGCUGCAAGUCGGAACCAAAGGUAAAAGAAGAAGAGGCAGCAGCAAAAAUAGCAUCAACACCUGCAGCAGCAGCAGACGCAGCAGCAGCAGCAGGCGCAGCAGCAGCAGACACCAAGUCCAGCGACUCGGAGGAAGAGACCCAACUUGUGCCUAUUGGAAAACCAAAGGGCCGCAACCGCAGCAACGGCAGCAGCAGCAGCAACAAGAGCAGUAGCAGCAGCAGCAGCAGCAGCAACAGCACCAGCUGCAGCACAGGACCAACAAAACCUCCGCCUGCAAACUUCGACAAAGUAUGGGAGGCAAUCUGCAAGAUGCGAGAAAAGCGAGACGCACCUGUUGACUCAAUGGGCGUAGAGGCACAAACAGGGAAAGACGAGAAAGAAAGAAGGUUUGCUGUAUUAGUAGCAGUUAUGUUAUCUAGCCAAACAAAGGAUGAACAAACGCAUGCAUGCGUAGAGAGGCUAAGAAGUAACGGAUUGCUAAACCCUCAUGCUCUUGCUGCAUGCGAUACUGAAAAGUUACGGGGUUUAUUAUUUGGUGUGGGGUUUCAUAACAAUAAGACAACCUUCCUUAAGGCAGCAGCAGAAACCCUAAUCGCUAAACAUGGAGGAGAGGUACCCCAAACCCUCGAGGAUUUAAUGGAGUUAAAAGGAGCUUGGAAUUCUUUCCAUGGUAUUGCAGUGGACGUGCACGUACACCGCAUCAGUAACAGACUUGGAUGGGCCAAGACGAAAACGCCACAAGAAACAGAAAUUGCCCUUGAAGACUGUAUUCCACGGCAACACUGGGAAGAUGUUAAUCUUUUGCUUGUUGGCUUCGGGCAGCAAAUCUGCAAACCUGUAAACCCUGCGUGUGCUGUCUGCCUUGCGCGGCAGUAUUGCCCUGUUGGUCGCAAACUUCGUGUUCCUCGUAUCUCCCCUGAAGAAGAGCCUAAACCCUAA
Molecule: messenger RNA, 1281 nt
Organism: Eimeria maxima
Lineage: Eukaryota; Apicomplexa; Conoidasida; Eucoccidiorida; Eimeriidae
Product: endonuclease III-like protein 1, putative
Exons: 8
Coding region: 1-1281 (426 amino acids)
Biological process (GO): base-excision repair; nucleotide-excision repair; base-excision repair, AP site formation
Cellular component (GO): nucleus
Molecular function (GO): DNA-(apurinic or apyrimidinic site) endonuclease activity; oxidized pyrimidine nucleobase lesion DNA N-glycosylase activity
Source: RefSeq, a predicted model, not a curated record